Molecule: messenger RNA, 820 nt
Organism: Orbicella faveolata
Lineage: Eukaryota; Metazoa; Cnidaria; Anthozoa; Scleractinia; Merulinidae
Product: tripeptidyl-peptidase 2-like
Biological process (GO): proteolysis
Cellular component (GO): cytosol
Molecular function (GO): serine-type endopeptidase activity; tripeptidyl-peptidase activity
Source: RefSeq, a predicted model, not a curated record
CUGUUGCGUAGUCGAAUGAGGCAGCUUCCUGAUCGCUCACAUUCUCUUUGUUUCAGACCUUCAGAACACAAGAUUAGUCCGCUUGGUUCAAGGGAUGUCCUGCCAAAUGGACGGCAAAUCUAUGCCCUGACUCUCACUUACAAUUUCCAUCAGUCCAAGGCAGGUGAAGUUAGCCCCAAUGCCACAUACUUGUCGGACCUCUUGUAUGAAUCUGAAUACGAGUCUCAGCUCUGGAUGAUUUUCGACUCAAACAAGAGGAUGCUGGGAAGCGGAGAUGCAUUUGCUGACCGGUACUCCGUCAAGGUAGAAAAGGGAGACUACGUUCUUAAGCUUCAGGUUCGCCAUGAUAACAAGGAUCAACUUGAGAAACUCAAAGACAUGGUUGUAUUAAUAGAACAGAAGCUCUCUCCCGCCAUUACUCUAGAAACACAUUCCUCGCGUCUUGCUUCCAUGAAAUCCGGCAAGUUCAGUUCAUGCACGCGGGGUCCUGGCGCUAGCUGUCCUGUUUACAUUAUGCCGGUGGCGGAUGACAAGAUUCCCAAAGCUGCCAAGCCUGGUCACAUUCUAAAGGGGACAGUUUCUUACGUGAAAAGUGAGACUGGUAAAAAAGCGUGCACGUAUCCAGUCCAGUUUAUUGUCCCUGUGUCAGCCAAUAAACAGAACAAUAAAGCUGCCACGAACAAACCAGAAGAAAAGCAGCCCAAGCAACAGUUCGAGGAGGCAGUGAGAGGCCUUAAAAUCUCCUGGAUACCAAGGUGAGUGCGAUCUACCUCAUUUUCUCCUGUAUGUAAAUUGCCUAUUUCAGCUGAAGGUAUAUGAU